Molecule: messenger RNA, 627 nt
Organism: Rotaria sp. Silwood1
Lineage: Eukaryota; Metazoa; Rotifera; Eurotatoria; Philodinida; Philodinidae
Source: the annotation of a GenBank genome assembly
AUGGAUGAAAAUUAUUUUCGAAAUAAAACUGUUUGUGUAACAGGUGCUGGACGAGGUAUUAGUAAAUCACUAGCUUUACGACUUGCUCAACUAGGUGCUAAAGUUAUUUCUGUUAGUAAAACUGAUGAACAUUUAAAAGAACUUAAUAAUAAUAUUGUACCAGUAUAUGUUGAUUUAAGUGAUUGGAAAGCAACAAAAGAAGCUAUCAAUCCACAUCUACCUAUUCAAUUAUUAGUAAAUAAUGCUGCUAUUUCUAUUCGUGAUUCAUUCCUAGAAGUUAAACAAGAAGAUUUUGAUACAUUAUUUAUCGUCAAUGAAAUUGCACGAGAUUUAAUUGAACGUAAAUUACCUGGUUCAAUUGUUAAUGUAUCAAGUCAAGCAUCAGCCGUUGAUGGUUUAACGUGUUAUGGCUUUGAAAUUCGGUCCUCAUCAAUUAAUAGUGUACAACCAACUGUUGUUUUAACAGAUAUGGAUCGGAUGGCUUGGUCUGAAGAAAAGAAAUCUGCAGAGAUGUUAUCCAAAAUCUCACUUAAUAGAUUUGCCGAAGUGGAAGAUGUUGUUGAACCAAUUAUAUUUUUACUUUCGGAUAAAUCUCAAAUGAUUAAUGGGGCUUGUUUUUAUAAAUAG